AUGGCUGAGGGGCUUCCUCCUUUCGACCCACAAUGGCUCGCGGCCGAACAAAUGAUGGGCGGGCGCGUGGUUAUCGAGGCCGACUCGAUUGAGAAAACACGUGAAAAAUUCGUUGGCAUCUUUGCUGGUCUAGCACCAUUCAUACCGCCACCCACCGAUGCCGUGCGUUCUGAGGAUGUGCAACUCACUCCAACUCAAAGAGUGAGGAUCUAUACACCUGCUGGGGAGACUAAACCUUUGCCGGUCGGACUUUACAUCCACUCUGGAGGUUGGUUCACGGGCAGCGUCGAAGGCGAAGACCAUUUGUGUAGAACGAUUGCCGAGAAAUCGAGGGUGAUUCUGUUUUCUCCAGAUUAUCGACUUGCGCCAGAAAACCCAUAUCCAGCCGGCCUGAAUGACGUUUGCGCAGCCUAUGAAUUCAUGAACGCGAAAGCCGCAGAGUAUGGAGGAGAUCAGAAGAGAAAACUCGUCAUGGGCGGGUCUGCUGGUGGAAACCUGGCCGCGUGCGUUGCACUAAAGUAUUCUUCGAAUGAGGAGCUCAAACCGACAGGACUAGUUUCUGCAUGCAUGGCGUCGUGUGAUCCUCUCGCGCUCCCAUCGGACUACAAGAGCAGGUAUACUCCCGAACGCUACUCUGAUGCGCCGAUGAUUGGGAACUCUAUCAUGCAACAAGCCAGAGAAUGGCUAAAAGUUCCACAACCUGAAGACCCUUUAUACUCGCCGUUAUUGCACCCGGAUAUCAAGCUCCUACCGAAGACUUACAUUGCAGCAUGCACGAAAGAUCCAACUCAUCAAGAAAGUGUCUUCUUCUCGGAAGAAUGCCAGAAGCAAGGCGUAGACACCGACCUGGUGGAGUGGGUCGGCUGGCCCCAUUUUUUCUGGGUCAUUCCAGUCUUGCCUAAGUCUGCAGAGUUUCUCGACGUCUGGUGUAAGAAGUUGAAAGCAAUGGCCGGCUCAUGA
Exophiala bonariae is the source of this 960-nucleotide messenger RNA. RefSeq lists its product as uncharacterized. The record is from RefSeq and is a predicted model, not a curated record. Gene Ontology annotation, molecular function: hydrolase activity. Lineage: Eukaryota; Fungi; Ascomycota; Eurotiomycetes; Chaetothyriales; Herpotrichiellaceae. Bases 1 to 960 code for a protein of 319 amino acids. The transcript is spliced from 3 exons.